Messenger RNA from Oikopleura dioica, 1047 nucleotides. Lineage: Eukaryota; Metazoa; Chordata; Appendicularia; Copelata; Oikopleuridae. The record is from the annotation of a GenBank genome assembly.
AUGGCGGACUUGAAAAUCGCCGCUUCUAGCUUUAUCCCAGAAGAAGAGAAAAUCUUCUUCCAAAAAUGGAAUCGUCUGAAAGUGUCUGUCUCCGGCCUUUUCAACUCCUUCGACGAGCUGGAGUGCAUUUGGGACGAACUGAAAGAAGAAUCGAAAACCAAGGAAACGCGAGUCCAAAACGUGGCAGUUCAAAACAAGCCGCCAGAAGUGGAAAAAGAAGAAGUCGGAGUUCAAACCGACCCAAUUAAAAAGAACGAAGAACCUGUUCUAGAUUGGAAAUCCCUCGUCGAGGAAACCUACAACUACAACAACGAAGAAACAACGCGAAAAAUCUCGAUUCAAAGCUGGUCGCCUUCGCGCAGCCGCAGCCCGACUCCAGACUCGCUCAAUUCGAAGCUCCGCGAAAUCAACGAAAACAAGAAACCAAUUCAAACAGAAAAGAUCUCAGUCGUUCCGGAAGAAGAGGAGAGUCAAGAAGAGAACUCACAGGAGCCACCAAGCCUUGACGACAUUAUACCCGACCUGGAAGAAGCGCCGAAUUCUUCGAUUGAGGAAAUACCAAUAAAUGAAGAAUUAUUCGAAAACAGCAUCGUCCCAAAAAUCGAGAAAGAAACAACUCCUGAAAAGAAAGAAGCAAGAAAAUCGAUCGGACUUUCGAAAACUCUUCCAGUCUCCUCCGCCCCGAGGACCAGGAAGGCCGAGAAAAGAGCAAAACGCAAACGAGCUGACGAUCAAAGGGAAAACACAACUUCAAAAAUACAAGCGAAAAUCGGCGCCAGGGAGGACUUUUCCCGAAAAACUCAAGUCAAAAGGUCGCGGAGAAUAGAAGACACCAUCGCUCAAAUUCGGCGAACACGUGACAACUCCUUUCUGACUUCCGUUUCUGCUCUUUCCAAACGAACUGGCGAGCCAGCCGCGUCGACCAGGAACGGGCGGCCGACACCACCUCCGACGCCGCCAGCGAACCAGGCCGAGAACUGCUUCACUUCCUACGAAAUGGAGAUCUUCAAUCAAGUCCUGCACGACCAGAAGGCCUUUGCUUCUUAA